Paramecium pentaurelia is the source of this 1311-nucleotide messenger RNA. The record is from the annotation of a GenBank genome assembly. NCBI's taxonomy places the organism in Eukaryota, Ciliophora, Oligohymenophorea, Peniculida, Parameciidae.
AUGAUAAAUAAUUCUUUUCUGCUUUUUGCAUAGUUAAUAGUUUUAAUUUCUGGAAUUCUUAAGUAUGAUUCUGGAGCUUUUUCUGGAUUUUCAACUUGUCAGAGUGGAAACACUUAAACAUACACAAUUAAUUUUAAUGGAGUUUUUGGCAAUGUUCCACAACUAAUUUUGGGUCUGGAGAAAAUUGACAUGGGAAAAGGUGCAGAUUUUAGGAUAUAAGCCUAAAAUAUUUAGACUACAAGUAUUGAUUUCAUUAAUUAUUAGAUUUUGAAUUAUAGUUGAAUUGUGUUACAUCUACUCCUUUUUAUUCAGCAAUUUUUAAUUGGUAUGCCAUAGAUGAUCAAAGGAUCUAGGUUAUAAAUAAUUUUAAUAUGGAAAAUCCUGAUAAUUAGGUUUUCGAUCAUGAUAAUGCAAAUGCAAUUUUUGGAAUAUUGUCUAUUACAAGUAUGGGAAUAUAUCAUGAUGUGGAUUUCUAAAUAUCUGUACAAUAUUAUUAUAAUUAGUUAUAGAUAUCAUCAAUAACAACCACUCAAGUUACUGUAAGUAUUACAAAGCAUAAUUGGUGGUUUGUAAAUCUAAAAUAAAUUGGUUAUUAGAUUAUAUUAGGAAUUCAAGAAGCUCUGACAGAUGUUGAAAUAUUGUUCCAUACAAGUUAAUACAAUAGUGGAUUAUUAACAUAAUAUCCAAAUAAAUGGUUAUUUUUAUCUUAUAAUGGUUUUGCUUUGAAUAAUAACAUAAGAACUAGAUCAGUACGAACAUCAGUGUCAGAAUCAUACAUUGUUGAGACAUGUAAUAUCGAUUAAAUAAUGUUUAGGGUAUGGAACUUAUAUAAAUAAUUAUCACUUAAAAAGCUGGAUUGCUUAUCAAUUUACAACAGUAUUUUAAGCAUUUGAAUGCUUAACUUUAAGAAUAUCUUAGGCUCUUGAUAUGGAAGUAUAGAUAAAACCUAAGAUAUUUCUUGAAAUAAAUGAAAUAACUUAAUCAUUUUCAUCAUCAACAUAUCUAAUUAUUGAUAAAACAUUAAACCUACUUAAUAUGAAAAUCUAUAUGAAAUGUACAAAAACAAAAACAAUAGCAAGUUAAUUUUUGAAAUGUUAGAGUUGUUCAACAAAAAAAUACUAUAAAUUUUCUCAUUAUUGUCAUGGAACUAUUGAUGCUGUUACUUAUUUUCCUAGAUUCUAAUUGGCUUAAUCUGUCUAUAAAGAAUUAAAUGUUAAUAUACUGGUUGAUAGAAUUAUUAUUACUUAAGUAUUGUAUAAUCAAGUUUAAUCAUCUGAAACACUAUUGGAUAUACAAGUUUUGAAUUCCUGA